Callorhinus ursinus (northern fur seal) is the source of this 1677-nucleotide messenger RNA. RefSeq names its product hemojuvelin BMP co-receptor (gene HJV). Gene Ontology annotation, molecular function: coreceptor activity. Gene Ontology annotation, biological process: BMP signaling pathway. Gene Ontology annotation, cellular component: plasma membrane. Lineage: Eukaryota; Metazoa; Chordata; Mammalia; Carnivora; Otariidae. The record is from RefSeq and is a predicted model, not a curated record.
CAAACCUUCUCUGGUUCCCUGACCCCAGUGAGAUUGCAGCCGGUGUGGGGACCUGGGGGAGAUAUGGAGAAAGAGACGGGGGAUCCCCUGGCUGGAGCUGACCGACAGAGUAGGCAGUCAUGGCUGAAGAAUUGGAUAUCAGAGUAAUGUUUGACCUCUGGAAACAUCCCUUACAGGAGGUCCGGUCAAAAUUCACUAGGUAGGAGGGUCAUCAGCUGGAAAGAGCCGGAGCCUGGGGGGACCUGGCUGGAUAGGUAUGGGGGAUCCAAGGUCCCCCCAUGGCAGCCCCCCAACUCUAAGCACUCUCACCCUCCUGCUGCUCCUCUGUGGACAUGCUCAUUCUCAAUGCAAGAUCCUCCGCUGCAAUGCUGAGUAUGUAUCAUCCACCCUGAGCCUUAGAGGUGGGGGUUCACCGGGAGCACUUCGAGGAGGAGGAGGAGGAGGAGCAGGAGGAGGGGGCCGGGGUGGAGUGGGCUCCGGCGGCCUCUGUCGAGCCCUCCGCUCCUACGCUCUCUGCACCCGGCGCACAGCCCGCACCUGCCGCGGGGACCUGGCCUUCCAUUCGGCGGUGCACGGCAUCGAAGACCUGAUGAUCCAGCACAACUGCUCCCGCCAGGGCCCCACGGCCCCUCCCCCGCCCCGCGGCCCAGCCCUCCCAGGCUCGGGCCCCGUCCGCUCCUCCGGCCCCCCAGCCCCGGACCCCUGUGACUACGAAGGCCAGUUUUCCCGGCUGCACGGUCGUCCCCCGGGCUUCCUGCAUUGCGCCUCCUUCGGGGACCCCCACGUGCGCAGCUUCCACCACCACUUUCACACGUGCCGUGUCCAAGGAGCUUGGCCCCUGCUGGAUAAUGACUUCCUUUUUGUCCAGGCCACCAGCUCCCCCGUGGCAUCGGGGGCCAACGCCACCGCCACCCGGAAGCUUACCAUUAUAUUUAAGAACAUGCAGGAAUGCAUUGAUCAGAAGGUCUACCAGGCUGAGGUGGACAAUCUUCCAGCAGCCUUCGAAGAUGGUUCUAUCAAUGGAGGUGACCGACCUGGGGGCUCAAGUUUAUCCAUUCGAACUGCUAACCCUGGGAAUCACGUGGAGAUCCGAGCUGCCUAUAUUGGCACAACUAUAAUCAUUCGGCAGACAGCUGGGCAGCUCUCCUUCUCCAUCAAGGUAGCAGAGGAUGUGGCCAGGGCCUUCUCAGCUGAGCAGGACCUGCAGCUCUGUGUUGGGGGGUGCCCCCCAAGUCAGCGACUCUCUCGCUCAGAACGCAAUCGUCGGGGAGCUAUAACCAUGGAUACUGCCAAACAGCUGUGCAAGGAAGGGCUGCCAGUUGAAGACGCUUACUUCCAUUCCUGUGUCUUUGAUGUUUUGAUCUCUGGUGAUCCCAACUUCACUGUGGCAGCUCAGGCAGCUUUGGAGGAUGCCCGAGCUUUCCUGCCAGACCUAGAAAAGCUGCACCUCUUCCCCUCAGAUGCCGGAGUUCCUCUUUCCUCAGGGGCCCUCCUGGCCCCACUCGUGUCUGGGCUCUUUGUUCUGUGGCUUUGCGUUCAGUAACUAGGCCAGCAACCCCAUGACUGGUUUGAAAUGAUCAGGGGAUAGAAACAGGCAGGGAAGAACAUGAAGAGUCACUGAAGGAAACUGUGGGAACUAGAAGACACAUGAAAUAAUGACAUUUAACCAGAGUCAGA